Molecule: messenger RNA, 894 nt
Organism: Hyaloscypha bicolor E
Lineage: Eukaryota; Fungi; Ascomycota; Leotiomycetes; Helotiales; Hyaloscyphaceae
Product: putative DSBA family oxidoreductase
Exons: 3
Coding region: 112-780 (222 amino acids)
Biological process (GO): glutathione metabolic process
Cellular component (GO): peroxisome; mitochondrion
Molecular function (GO): glutathione transferase activity; glutathione peroxidase activity
Source: RefSeq, a predicted model, not a curated record
CGACACUGUUCAUUUCAUUUUCUCAUGUACACCAUCUCUUUAUUGAUAGAUAUGUUAAGGAAGCAAAAGUAAGCCAAAAUAUCAUUACUGAUCCUCGCAAAUCUUGCAGCUAUGGUCCGACCAAAGGGCGGAAAGCUCAACGUCUACGUGGACUGCGUAUCUCCGUACUCCUGGUUUGGGUUCACCAACACCAUUAAAUAUCGACCGCUGCUCAACGCCCAUGGCGUUUCUGUAGACAUUAUCCCCUUCUUCCUGGGUGGCGCACGUGAAAGCGUUGGAAAUCCGUGGACACCGACACCGAAAUGGAAAGAGGAGUUCUCGAAGCAGGAUAGUGAAACCACGGGACGUCUGUUAGGACUUAAGAUCGUGCCACCGAAAGAUUUUCCUAUUCUUUCGUUGUUCCCAGUGCGUGUAGCGACCUGGAUCAAGGAUCACUACCCCGAUGAUAAGUUUGAAGCUGCAUUCCAGUCUCUGGUGUCUGGAUACUGGAGCAAAGGGAUAAAUGUCUCUACCCCGGAAGGAAUCAUCAAAGCUCUUGACGGAAUUUUUAGCCAAGCGGAGCUGGAAGAGAUUCUGAAGAGCGCAGUGACGCCAGAGAAUAAGAAGAGGGUUAUUGAUCAGACGGCGAGCGCUGGGGCCUUUGGUGCGCCGUGGAUUGUGGGUGUGAAUAGUGAUGAGAAGAGGAAAGCCUGGUUUGGAAAUGAUAGGUGGGAUCAGAUUUUUGAGCAUUUGGGUGUGCCAUAUAUGCCUGUUUCGAUUAUUGUUCCUAGCAAAUUGUAAAUCUUAGUUCGUACUUCAGGUUUCGAUAACGAGCAGCGCAUGAGCACGAAGACGUCAGUCAAAGGAUGUGCCGCUCCCUCAAAGAGACAAGUUCAGUUUAGCUAAAGAAAAUCC